Molecule: messenger RNA, 2719 nt
Organism: Bombyx mandarina (wild silkworm)
Lineage: Eukaryota; Metazoa; Arthropoda; Insecta; Lepidoptera; Bombycidae
Gene: ss
Product: aryl hydrocarbon receptor spineless
Source: RefSeq, a predicted model, not a curated record
UAGUUGUGCGUAAAGGGGAGGACGCGGCGUUCAAAGCCGUCAAGAUAGCCGCUGAGCCGAAGCUGCAGCUGUGCGGCUGGGGCGGGCAGGCCAGCUACGCUCUCGAGGGAUGCGUGGAGCCUGGCCUGCUCCGGCCGCCGCCGCAGCCGCACUCCAGCCAGCUCGGGACCGUGUACGCGACGAAGAGGAGAAGAAGAAAUGGAAAGAGCAUCAAGCCACCUUCAAAAGACGGCGUCACGAAAAGUAAUCCGAGCAAGCGUCAUAGGGAGCGCCUUAACGCAGAAUUGGACACCCUCGCUUCUCUGCUACCCUUUGAGCAGAACAUCCUGAGUAAGCUAGACCGACUAUCGAUUCUUAGGUUGUCGGUCAGCUACUUGCGAACCAAGAGCUACUUCCAAGUUGUGAUGCACAAAGAGAAGGAAGACCUCCACGGGCAUCGAAGGGAGCACUCUCUGUAUGACCACGUCAUGCCGGAUGGAGAAAUGUUUUUACAGGCCCUAAACGGAUUCCUGAUGAUCCUGACCUGCGAAGGAGAGGUCUUUUUCGCAACGCAUUCCAUCGAGAGCUACCUCGGCUUCCAUCAGUCGGACAUAGUUCAUCAGUCAGUAUACGAGCUGGUCCAUUCAGAAGAUCGAGAGGAACUUCAAAGACAGAUCCUUUGGAACUCCUUCCUGCCUCCAGAAGUCAGCAACCUCACGCUGCAGGAUGUCCUGAGACCGGAGAGAGCUCAUCUCUUGGAGAGAAGUUUCACUGUCCGGUUUAGGUGUUUGCUUGAUAAUACUUCAGGAUUCCUGAGGCUAGACAUCCGAGGUAGAAUAAAAAUAUUACACGGACAGAACAAGAAAACCGAAGAGCCGCCAUUAGCCCUCUUCGCUAUUUGUGCGCCGUUCGGGCCUCCGAGCCUCCUGGAAAUACCUCAGAAAGAAGUCAUGUUCAAGAGCAAGCACAAGCUUGAUCUUUCUCUAGUCUCGAUGGAUCAAAGAGGUAAAAUGCUACUAGGGUACACAGAUGCGGAGCUGGCGAACAUGGGCGGCUACGAUUUGGUGCACUACGAUGAUCUAGCAUACGUAGCGAGCGCCCAUCAAGAACUCUUAAAAACUGGUGCUUCCGGAAUGAUCGCGUAUCGCUUCCAGACCAAGGAGGGACAAUGGCAGUGGCUUCAGACCUCCUCCAGGCUAGUCUACAAGAACUCCAAACCUGAUUUCGUUAUCAGCACGCAUCGGCCGCUGAUGGAAGAGGAAGGUCGAGAUUUGCUCGGCAAAAGGACAAUGGACUUCAAAGUCAGCUACCUGGACACAGGACUUACGAGCCUGUACUUCUCCGAGACGGAACAGCUGUCAGGCUGCGAAACGAAUGUCACCACCCCUCCCAGAACUACGAGGAGAUACAAGACCCAACUCAGAGACUUCCUCUCCACCUGCCGCAACAAGAGACGAGUUCCAAGCACACCAGCCCCCCCACCCGUGGACUACUUGGCGGCUGAUGCUGUCGCCGCGGCCUAUACUAACUUGAACGGCGCGUACACGGCUCCCUACGGAGAAUACCCGCCGGCUCCUAUCCACUACGCUCCACCGCCUUUAGACGAUCGGUUCAUAACAACAGACAACAUCUUUCAUCAAUACAAACCCUUGUCCUACCAUUACACUCCAUACGCGCCGAACGGCUUCCUCGAGCCGGCUCCUCCGCCAGGGUACGAGGUCGCUCCGGCGUACCAUCGGCCUCCUUCCAGAGAGUACGCGUACGUGGACAGCAGCGGGAGGUAUAUGAGUCCGGUCACUGGGCAGGAGAGGCGGUCGCCGAGUGUGGUGCCGGGGCCCAGCCCUGCGGGGUCGAGCGGGUCGGCGGAGCAAGAUCGGCUGCAGCCCGAGGCUCCGCGCCAGACGGUGCUGAUGUGGGGCGCCGGGUCGGCCGCGCCCGCCGCCACCGACGCGCCGCUGGAGUACUCGCCCCCUCAGGUUUGGCGCUACCACCCCUCGCAUUACCACACCGCUGAAGCGACCCAGUGAAUCUAAACGUUUUUUUGUGCAAUUUACUUUUAAGAAUUUUUUCGUACCAAAAUUUUAGUCAAUUUGUUUUGCGAGAUAUAAAUAAAUAAAUAAAAAAUCUUUAAGUCUACGAGCGUUCGUGAUUUUCUCUCAGUGACAAUCGUAAAUCAAAGUUUUAAAUAUUAAUAAAAAAAUAUAGUAUAUAGCAGACAGUUGUAUUCGCUCAAAACUUUUCCACGGUAUAAAAGUGUUUGUUACCAUUUUUUUUUCUCUAAUUUAUCGCUAAUGAUACCUCGCUCAGUGGUUUUAGCUUUCAUGGCCUCUCGGUCUAGAUCUAGGUCUCUUAGACUUAAACAGGGUCUUUCCAAUAUCGAUUGUAGACAAUUUUUUAAUGUAUUAUAGUUGUUAUCCGAGAAAUUAUAUCCAAAUAUUUAAAAAAUAUGAUAGUCCGACGAAUCUUAGGGCUAGUUUUAGAUGUCGCUGCUGGUAAAUUUACGUAAUGAUGUUUUUGAAACUUACACCGAAAAAUAUAUGUAUGUUGAUUGAUUGAUCAUCAGAGCCGCGACAGCUACAAGAAGCCGACGUCCACCUUGAACCGUGGGCUCAAGGUCUAAAUUGACAUUGACAGAAAUGAGCGGAUAACAGUCCUUUAUAUUAUUAUUAUUUAAUUUUCUUUACUACAUCAUCCAAUAAUUGGCUUACUUAAAAAGAUCAAAAUUAUAUGCAUACUUAUA